Messenger RNA from Asparagus officinalis (garden asparagus), 2574 nucleotides. Its product is annotated as pentatricopeptide repeat-containing protein At3g49710. The coding region runs from base 321 to 2477 and encodes 718 amino acids. Gene Ontology annotation, biological process: RNA modification. Gene Ontology annotation, molecular function: zinc ion binding; RNA binding; protein binding. The record is from RefSeq and is a predicted model, not a curated record. The transcript has 2 exons. Lineage: Eukaryota; Viridiplantae; Streptophyta; Magnoliopsida; Asparagales; Asparagaceae.
CCUUGCGUUUAACUUAGAAAAAAAGAAAGGGGAAAAAAACUGUCAUUUAUCACAUACCUCUUCCCCUAAAUUUCGGGUUUUUUAUUCUCUCAAAAAAAUGUUGGUUAUUUGCAAAAGUAUAUGUACCGAGUUUGAUCAAAAGUUCACAAUUAAAGGGGCCUCUUGUGAAACACUCCAAAGACUAGAGAUUUAUGUGAGCUAAACAAAAUUUAGAAGGGUUACAUGAUACACACCCAAAAGUUGACGAGGGUUUUGUGAAUUAAAAGACGGUCACCGAUAAAAGAACAAAAACCUUUUUAACACCACAAGUGCGGAUUCAAAUGAAUCAAUUCCCUCUCAUUAAUAGCCCCCUCCAAACAUUCCGCGCCCUCCUAAAAUCCUGCAUCUCCGGCCGCAACCUCGUCUCCGGCGCUGCCCUGCACGCCCUCUACAUCAAGUCCUUCGUUCCCCAGUCCACCUACGUCUCCAACCACUUCGUCCUCCUCUACUCCAAUUGCAACUCCCUCUCUCUCGCCAACCAACUGUUCGACGAAAUCCCCCACCCAAAUGUUUUUUCCUACAACGUCCUCCUCAACGCCCAUGCUCGCCUCUCCACCUCAGGAGAUUCUUUGACCGCUCUCUUUCGUCGAAUCCCGGACCCUGAUGUUGUCUCCUACAACACCCUUCUCUCUGCUUUUGCGGUCGGUGGUUGGAGCGACAAUGCGGUUGAUUUGUUCAAUGAAAUGAGGAAAAGGGAUUUGGAUUGUGAUGGGUUCACGUUGUCAUCAGUGAUAUCGAGUUUGAAUGGCAGUGGGGUCGAGCAAUUUCAUGGGUUGGUGAUGGUUUCAGGUUUGGAUGUGUAUGUGUCUGUUGGGAACGUGUUAAUGAGCUCUUAUAGCAAAAUGGGAAUGUUGAUGGAGGCUGAGAGAGUGUUUGAAGGGAUGGGCAAUGAGAAGAGAGAUGGAGUUUCUUGGAAUUGUAUGAUUGUGGCUUACGGGCAGCAUCGUGAAGGAUUGAAGGCUUUGAGCUUGUUUCAGGAAAUGGUCCAUAGCGGCUUUGACAUUGACAUGUUCACCCUAGCGAGUUUGUUGACAGCAUUUACGAGUGUGAAAGAUAUAAGGGGUGGUGCCCAGUUCCAUGCCCAACUAAUCAAAACCUCGUUUGAGCGCAAUUCUCAUGUAGGCAGCAGUUUAAUCGAUCUCUACUCCAAAUCUCGUGAAAUUCUCAAUGCUAAGAAGGUGUUUGAAGAAGUAAACGAACCAGAUUUGGUCGUUUGGAAUACAAUGAUCUCGGGCUACUCUUUAAAUGGUGAAUUCUCUGAGGAGGGUCUUCAUUGCUUUAUACAGAUGCAACGAGCUGGGUUUAAACCUGAUGAUUGCACUUUUGUUUGUGCCAUCAGUGCAUGCUCGAACCUCUCAUCUCCAUCACAAGGACAACAAUUGCACAAUUUAGCAAUGAAGACAAAGUUCCCUAGCAGUCUGAUAGCAGUUAACAAUGCUUUGAUUUCUAUGUACUCAAAGUGUGGAAAACUCAAUGAUGCUGAGAAGAUCUUCAGUAGGAUGCCAGAGCGUAACACUGUCUCAUUCAAUUCUAUGAUUGCUGGUUAUGCUCAGCAUGGGCUUGGAAAUGAAGCAUUGGAUCUGUUUCAAGAAAUGCUUGAAUUGAAGAACUCUCCUACAAGCAUCACAUUCAUCUCGGUGCUCUCAGCUUGUGCCCACACUGGGCGAAUCGACGAAGGCUUGGGCUACUUCAAUUCAAUGAAAAAUAUAUAUGGCAUUGAGCCGGAGGAGGAACAUUAUUCUUGUGCUAUUGAUCUCCUAGCUCGUGCUGGGAUGUUUCUGGAAGCUGAGGAGCUGAUCAACUCAAUGCCGUUUGACCUAGAUACAAUCGGUUGGGCUGCAUUGCUCGGUGCAUGUAGGACUCAUGGUAAUCUCAAAUUGGGUGCUAAGGCAGCAGAGGAGCUUCUCAAGCUUGAACCCUCAAAUGCUGCUGCAUAUGCAAUGCUCUCAAAUUUGUAUGCCACAAAAGGGAAAUGGGAUGAGGUUGCUUCAGUUAGAAAGCUGAUGAAAGACAGAGGAGUACAGAAAAAACCUGGAUGUAGUUGGAUCGAAUUGAAUAGAAAGGUCCACAUAUUUGUUGCUGAUGAUGUUUCUCACCCAAAGAUAAAGGAGGUUUAUAUGUUCUUGGAGGAGAUUGUGGAGAAAAUGAAGGCAGCCGGGUAUGUGCCUGAUCUUAGGUGGGCAAUGGCCAAGGAUGAUUCUAGAGAGGGGGAGCUGAGACUAGAGCAUCAUAGCGAGAAGCUUGCGGUCGCUUUUGGGUUGAUUAGUACUCGAGAUGGGGAACCGAUAUUGGUUGUGAAGAACCUUAGGAUAUGUGGUGAUUGCCACACUGCGAUUAAGUUUAUUUCCAGGAUAACAGGGAGGGAGAUUACAGUGAGGGAUGCACAUAGAUAUCAUUGUUUCAGGGAGGGGAGUUGUUCUUGUGGGGAUUAUUGGUGAUUGCCUCAAAUUACAGUGACACAACUAAUCGUCAUUUAAUAAUCUUGACUGAAUUCUUCAUGAUACGUAUUGAAUGUUCGAAAAAUGGUGAGCAAAG